GAAUCACCAAGCCAUCGGAGGAAUUGGCACCGGAAAGCGAGAAUAUUCUAAAAUAGAUAUCACGUAUUUAAGGUUCAUAGCUUUACUAUUUCAAUUUAACAGAUAAUUAAAGCUAAACUAUAGUAAUAUCUACCUAGCUAUCUUCCAUCUUUCUCGGCAAGCACAAGAUCAUACGGAAUUCCUCGGCUGACUGAACCGUAAGAGACAUACCCGACUGACUUACAUAAGAAACAAACUUUCUUUGGAAUUCUCUCGCAUUAGAUCGAGUUUUGUCCAUUUACUUCACUUACUUAUGCCACCAAGAAUCACAUAACUUAAGGUACCUAGACAAUGUCGACAGCUCGCGUCUUUACUUCUUCCCUGCGCGCCGUCGUCGGUAGACGAGCUGCUGCAUCUGCGCCGGCUCAGCGGCAGUCCGUACUACGCUCAGCUACGAGGAGAGGAAUAUUCUCCGGUGGUUCAUCCAGUGGUCCUCCUCCUCCCGGAAGCUUGGGCGCGGAAUUGUCGAGUGAUUUGCCUUGGUUCAUCGCCUCCGUCGUCGUCACCGCCCCAGCCUUAGCAUGGCUCAUGACCAGAGGGCCCAAAAAGGCCAUCGCACACACACCCGGCGGCGCUCCCGGCGGCGCUCCAGUCCUUGUCGAAGCAGUCGUCGUCGAAGAAAAAGAUCCCGCCGUAGAAUCUAACCAAGACUCCGACACUUCCUCCACUCCCGCCUCCACGCCGCCCGAAUCCGAAACCGGAUCCGACACCAACUCCGACAGCGACAGCAACGAAUCCCCCCCUCCCACAAACCAGCUCCCCGAAGAAGGAGGCAACCCCCAAGCCGCCCACACGAGCAGCCAGACCGGCGGCCAAGUCCCGCCCCCCAGCGCGGACAACAGCGACAUGGCGACCAACUACGGGGAGAAGAAGGAGGCGCAGGGGGGCUACAAGGAGAUGAUCCGGCACAAGGACACGCGCGCCGCCAGCAGCUCGUCCGACCUCCCGUCCAAGAAGGGCGCCGCCGAGCACCCCCGCGAAGACCCGCAGAAGGGCGAGGGGGAGGCCGUGCAGAAGGGUGGGCCGGCGGCUUAAGAUUCUUUCAUGUAUGUAUGUAAUAAGAUGAUGAUUCUGGGGUACCUAUAAGUCCUUACAUAGUGGAGGCUCAUAUGCAUGGGGGGGUCUAUAUUUUGUAAACUAUAGAGAACAGGGAGGGAGGGAUAGAGAACAGG
Daldinia vernicosa is the source of this 1211-nucleotide messenger RNA. RefSeq lists its product as uncharacterized. NCBI's taxonomy places the organism in Eukaryota, Fungi, Ascomycota, Sordariomycetes, Xylariales, Hypoxylaceae. The record is from RefSeq and is a predicted model, not a curated record. Bases 331 to 1074 code for a protein of 247 amino acids. The transcript is spliced from 2 exons.